Molecule: messenger RNA, 5175 nt
Organism: Tachysurus vachellii
Lineage: Eukaryota; Metazoa; Chordata; Actinopteri; Siluriformes; Bagridae
Gene: ppm1lb
Product: protein phosphatase, Mg2+/Mn2+ dependent, 1Lb
Exons: 4
Coding region: 385-1461 (358 amino acids)
Biological process (GO): protein dephosphorylation
Molecular function (GO): cation binding; protein serine/threonine phosphatase activity
Source: RefSeq, a predicted model, not a curated record
UAUUAUUUAUUUUUUUUAUGACAGCGCGUCACACACUCGUGUGUGUUUUGGGGAAGUGUGCGUGCGUGUGUGAAGAAGAAGCUUUCGGCUCGCCUGCCAUCUGAUUCACAGAGACAUCUGAUGGGGAAAGACAGAGCACCGCUUCAAUGCGGAUUUCUAUUUAAAUGAAAGCGCCUGGCUGCAGCGGCACACCGGCGGAACCGGCACCGAUGCGCCCCCGACGCGCUCCAAUUUCUAUUUCUAGGCAAACAACAACAACAACAAAGUGUAAACCGUUUUUGUUUAUCUGCACAACAAGGAUGGACUGAGACGCGUUUGAACGAAGACGUGAAAAGCUCCAGCAGGUCAGUGAUCUGUAUUUCUCGCCUGUGCGCGUUUGGAUAAAUGAUAGGAGAUACGAUGACCCUGCUGUCUCUACUGGGCCGGAUCAUGCGCUAUUUCUUACUAAGACCGGAGACGUUGUUUCUGCUGUGCCUGAGCCUGGCUUUAUGGAGCUAUUUCUUCCACACCGACGAGGUGAAGACUAUUGUGAAGUCGAGCCGCGACGCCGUGAAAAUGGUCAAGGGCAAAGUGGCCGAGAUCAUGCAGCACGAGAGGUUCGGCCUGGACCAGGCGGAGAUCUCCAAGAGCUGGGAGCUGAAGAGCCCCGGAGCCGCCGUGUACGCCAUCCAGGGGCGCAGAGAUCACAUGGAGGACCGUUUCUCCGUGCUCACCGACCCGGUCAACCGGAGCCACCCGUCUAUUUUCGGGAUUUUCGAUGGGCACGGUGGAGAGGCAGCAGCAGAAUACGUGAAAACUCGCCUGCCAGAUGUCCUGAAGCAGAACCUACAGAGUUAUGAGAAGGAAAAAGAAAACAGUCUUUUAUCGUACCAAUCCAUCCUGCAGCAGCAGAUCCUCAAUGUGGACAAGGAGAUGCUGGAAAAGCUCUCUGCCACCUAUGAUGAAGCAGGAACAACAUGCCUGGUGGCGAUGUUGUCUGAUAAGGAACUGACAGUAGGUAACGUCGGUGAUUCCAGAGGGGUUUUGUGUGAUAAAGACGGUAAUGCCAUCCCCCUGUCAUAUGACCACAAACCCUACCAGCUCAAAGAGCGCAAGAGGAUCAAGAAAGCAGGUGGAUUCAUUAGCUUCAACGGCUCAUGGCGCGUGCAGGGAAUCCUGGCUAUGUCUCGAUCUCUGGGCGACUACCCGCUUAAGAAGCUAGACGUGGUCAUCUCUGAACCUGACAUCGUGACAUUUGACCUGGAAAAACUGCAACCCGAGUUCAUGAUUCUGGCGUCGGAUGGCCUGUGGGAUGCCUUCAGUAACGAGGAGGCCGUGCGCUUCAUCCGUGAGCGCCUCGAUGAGCCACAUUUCGGCGCCAAGAGCAUCGUCCUGCAGGCGUAUUACCGUGGCUGCCCAGACAACAUCACAGUCAUGGUGGUUAAAUUCAAAAAGAGUGGCACCAAAGCGCCCGAGCAGUGAACCCCGUCCGAUACAUACUAAUAAUAUAUUCAGCAUUAUCGGUAUGACUUCCAGUCUAUUCGAAUAUAUUAUUGGCUCAUAUGUAAAGAUGCAAAAGGAAAACCAUGUCAUGACUAUUUUUGGAGCAAGAACUGUUUAUAAAAUAAAGUCAAAUUAAAGUCAACUCAUCAUCAAUCAUUCCAUUAUGAAACGUUCCUAAAUUCGUUGUUUAAAAUAGUGACUGGGGUGAGAAACUUUAUGAAAAGCUACAGCUUGUGUAAUGGAGUAACAGAUUCAAGGGUUCAUAACUUCUUAAAAUUGCCUCAUCUUCAUUUAUUUAUGUUAGAGAAUUAUUCAGGAAUUACUAUGAUAUGAAAGUGAACAAUUUAUGACCAGGGUGUGGGAUAUAAAGUGUUUAAAUUAUGACAGAUUUUACAGGACGGUUCACGCAGCCUCCAGUAGAAUUCGUUCUGACAUCGAUAAUUUCCUAAGGCAAGACACCACAGGUCAUAAAAAAAAAAAAUUAUCAAAACAGAAAAAAGGUUCUGCGUUUACUCGGUAAUCGUGUUAUAUGAAAUCAUGAAGAAGUCUUACAGCGCAACCACAUCAUCAUACUAUCUUCGCGCAUACAUGUUCAUCACUAUCCCUAAUCAGAUGCUACUCACAGAUAUAGUAAAAAAGUCCCAAAUAUUUCACUAUUGUUGAAUUCGCAUUCAAUUUUAUACUGAAAAAAAAUGGUGUAAAAUAUGUUUUAUAGCGCUGCACGCUAGCUUCUUGAUUAGCAAUGCAAAAAACUUUUGAAAAUGUCUUUAUUAUUAUAACAACAUUUUAAUUCUAACAUUAAAAGGCUGCUUAUUAUUUAGGGAUUUUGUUUAGUCUGUAAAUUCAUGGAUAUUAAAUUAUACAAAGUUUCAGAUGCAUAAAUGAAAAUAAUGCACAGAAAGUUCAAGUACAAAAAAAACACUUCAGCCUCAGAAUACCAGCAACAAGCGAAGAUAAAUCGUGAUACGUGUUGUUUAGUUCACUUGUAGUGUCUUGUCUUCUGUUCUAUUCAUUUGAACUAAAACCGAUCUAGGACACCAUUUUGUGAUCUGGAAACACCUUCUAUUCAAAGAAUAACUAGUAUAAAGUUCUCAAAACAUCAUUUUAACAUUGUUUUUACUUUAUCCAUUCUGUUUGUCUGGUUAGCCGUAAGUAUAAUAGCGAAUUCACGAUAUUAUUGAACUAAUAUAGUGAAGAGAUCAUAAGUUCCUGUUAUACUGUACCACAGUGUUGUGGAGUUCUCUAAUCUGAUUGGUCAAAAGCAGCCCUGGUUCCAGUUAAUUACAUUAAGUGUGGGCUGGCAAAAAUAAGUCGGAGAUGGGGGACUCGAGUCAAGUCAGACUUAAGUCGCAAAUUUGAGAUUUGCUUGAAAAAUAUUGAAAAAACUUGACUUGACUUUGACUUGACAUUCAUGACUUGAGACUUGACUCGGACUUGGGUUAAAUAACUCAGAGAUGGGGACUCGACUUGACUCGAGUCAGACUUAAGUCGCAAAUUUGAGACUUGAGACUUGCUUGACAAAUAUUAAAAAAAGGCUCGAUUUGACUUUGAAUUGACAUUCAUGACUUGAGACUUGACUCGGACUUGAGUUAAAUGGCUCAGAGAUGGGGGACUCGACUUGACUCGAGUCAGACUUAAGUCGCAGAUUUGAGACUUGCUUGACAAAUAUUGAAAAAAAACUUGACUUGACUUUGACUUGACAUUCAUGACUUGAGACUUGACUCGGACUUGAGUUAAAUAACUCAGAAAUGGGGACUUCACUUGACUCGAGUCAGACUUAAGUCGCAAAUUUGAGACUUGAGACUUGCUUGACUUGCAAAGACUCAACUUGACUUUGACUUGACAGUCAUGACUUGAGACUUACCUGUGACUUGCACAUGUGUGACUUGUACCCAAUAUUGGCUGUGAUGGUUAUUCAAAUCGCUAACCGCCUGGACUGGGGCUGAAAUAGCUGAGAGAUGGUCUGCUUUGGGGCACUUGUUGAGGACUGAGGAGGAGCAGUGCUAGUGGAGGGUAAACUGGAAUUAGCUGUACUGUAUCCUCUGAUGUACUAGCAGCUAGUAUCACUUUAUAGGUUUGAGAUACAGCGAACAAUACAUCAUGUUGUAACGACGGUCGAAUAAAUGUAAUAAAAUUUAAUGUCGGUCAAAUUACAAGCAUCAAUUAACUGCUGCACAGCAAUCACAUAUCGAGAAAAGUAGGUAAACUUUAAAAAAAACAAAAAAGUAAGUACUGAGCCAGAGGCUGUAAGUGACAGUAGCAUGAGGCGAGGGGUUUAAACUGUUCUGUGCCGUGGGGGCGGAGCUUUGUGUGGGGCUGCAGACAGAUCAGUGUCCAUUGGUUGUAGACUGCUCAACCAAUCAGAAGUUAGAAAUCAUGCUGUGUUAUUUUUUUCCUUUGGAUAAAAUAAAAAAAAUUCUAACUUCGAUUGGGUAGGCAAGACCACCCCUGCCCAAUGAAAGAGUGUUUGUUAUUGAUUUAUACCGCUGGUCUAUACAGAUGGAAUUCUAAUUAGAUUAGGCUUAUAUUAAUGUGCUUGUCCUGAUAUUUCACAGUAACAGCUGAUUCACAAGGACUUGUAAGGCUGAUAAUAUAAUAUUUAUUUGUACAAUCAGAUCUAUAACAAAGUAUUUAACAAAGAAAAACGUCAAUCGUCGAUGCUGAAACGGCAAAGUUUUAUGUAACACGAUGUUUACUUAACAUUAAUGGAAGGAGUCUACAGUGUCAGUGCGCUUUCUGGUUUCUCUGUAUCAUGACAGAUUUUUUUGUCUUAUUAAAAACAAAUGUGUUGGUGAGGGAAUGACUGUUUAUAUUCAUAGCAAAUUCUAAAUAAUUUGAUAUAUUUUAGGUUGUGUUUUUAUUGAAAAAUCAUUAACAGUGAAGGUGGAGACAUCGUCCUAAUACUCUGUCUGGGAUUUGUUUUUUAAUGCCUUAUAAUGUGUGUGUGCUAUAAUUUUUAACAGGCAAUGCUUGCUUUGGUAAAUUUGUCUGUAAUUCUUACUCUGUCUAAUCUUGUGCUUUGGCCCCAAAACAAUAAAGGAAAAUUUGUUCGAAAAAUUAACGUAUGUUAUUAUAUACAGUUCUAGAGAUGAUGCACCUUAGGUUCAUUUUGAUCCUGAUUCAGUCUCAAUCCUAAGGAGUGCAGCUGUAACACUCGUCGAAAGCAAGUGCGGAAACUAAUAUAUAACCCGUAUCACGUCAGAAAAAAAAAAGUUCUUGUCGCCUUAUUUUUAAAAAAAAAACUUUCUUGUCGCCUUUUUAUCAUUAUAUUAUUUUCUCAUUUCUGUUGCUUCACCCAAAUGUUAAACUUUCAUAAAGUGUUGUCAUGCACAUCAAAUGUAAAUAUGAUAUUUUGCAUAUUUGAGUCUCGUUGAGACAGACUAAUAACCUGAAUGUACAUAUUCUCUAUCUUAUUAACCACAAUUCCAAUAAUAUAAAAAAAAAGAAAAUGCAUCAAAUUCUGGUUUAUUAAUAUCUGAUGAUAUUUAAUAUCUAAUAGCUUUACAUGUGCUGCUUUGUUAAUUUUUUUGUUUGUUUUUUUGUUUUUUUAAGCUGUCUGUUACCACAGAAUACAGUACGGUUUAAUGUAAAAUGUUUUUUGUUGAUUUAAAAAAUCUGUUUAAAAAAAAAUGUGUGUGAAUUUAAGGGAAAAUGAAAAUGUAACAAUAAAAAGUGCAAGAAUGAAAGACAAAA